ACUCUCUUGUCCUUUUAUCUCCAAGUAGUCCCUAGUUGCAUGCGAAGUUAUCGAGUUGUUAUUCUCGCUACAGUUGCGUACACAGCUAUUGGAUAUAUCGUGUCAAUUUCGGUGGCUCUCUUCCUUUGCUUUCCUAUUUGGAAAAAUUGGUAUUGGGGUGGGCGUUCCAUUUCUCUUCCGAUGUCAUCAGUAUGUUUCCCUAUGGAACUAUCAUCGGUCCAGUCUAAUCGAAACUGUUCAGUUUUUCUGUUGCCUUUCCCUAUCCUCCAUAAACUUCAAGUACGAAGGGCAGUGCGCAUUGGGGCCUAUUGCACGUUUGGGCUAGGCGUAAUCAAUAUUGCUGUCUGUCUAGCAAGGUUCUUGGUUAUACAUCUAGCUUUCACUAACAGGCCACCGUCGAUUACAGUCACCAGUCUCUGGGGCAACCUGGAUUCGAGUAUUGCCGUGUUAAUCGCCUGCUUACCGUCGCUUCGUCCGUAUCUUCGCAUAAUCAGCCAGGCUCUGACCUCACGAUCGCGAUCUAGCCGCUCUUCAGAGCCCAGGACCAAGCUACGUGUACUUUCAAAGACUGGCUCGAAGAACUUUGAGAGGAUUCAGGACAAUCCUAGCCUAAAGACCGAUACCGAAACUGAAGUAUAA
Messenger RNA from Exserohilum turcica Et28A, 639 nucleotides. RefSeq lists its product as uncharacterized. The annotation marks the transcript as partial. The transcript is spliced from 3 exons. NCBI's taxonomy places the organism in Eukaryota, Fungi, Ascomycota, Dothideomycetes, Pleosporales, Pleosporaceae. The record is from RefSeq and is a predicted model, not a curated record.